CAUCCAUGCCACGUUAUGACCAAGACCGGCUAGGCAUAAUAUUUAGAGCUUCACCGCGCCAGGCCGAUGUGAUGAUCGUAGCUGGAACGCUGACGAACAAAAUGGCACCGGCCAUGAGACAGGUGUAUGAUCAAAUGCCGGACCCAAAAUGGGUUAUAAGCAUGGGCAGCUGUGCAAACGGAGGCGGAUAUUACCACUACAGCUAUUCCGUCGUGCGCGGUUGUGAUAGAAUUGUGCCAGUCGACAUCUAUGUUCCUGGCUGCCCACCGACGGCGGAGGCGCUUUUGUAUGGAAUAUUCAAGCUUCAGAAAAAAAUGCGGCGGUCGAAAACAAUGAGGAUGUGGUAUAGAAAGUAAUGUUGGUGUCGAGGAUGGG
Pseudogymnoascus verrucosus is the source of this 375-nucleotide messenger RNA. RefSeq lists its product as uncharacterized. Gene Ontology annotation, biological process: mitochondrial respiratory chain complex I assembly; aerobic respiration; electron transport coupled proton transport. The transcript has 2 exons. The record is from RefSeq and is a predicted model, not a curated record. Lineage: Eukaryota; Fungi; Ascomycota; Leotiomycetes; Thelebolales; Thelebolaceae. The coding region runs from base 6 to 356 and encodes 116 amino acids. Gene Ontology annotation, molecular function: quinone binding; NADH dehydrogenase (ubiquinone) activity; 4 iron, 4 sulfur cluster binding.